Messenger RNA from Amphibalanus amphitrite, 1139 nucleotides. RefSeq names its product procathepsin L-like. NCBI's taxonomy places the organism in Eukaryota, Metazoa, Arthropoda, Thecostraca, Balanomorpha, Balanidae. Gene Ontology annotation, biological process: immune response. The transcript has 4 exons. Gene Ontology annotation, cellular component: lysosome. Gene Ontology annotation, molecular function: cysteine-type endopeptidase activity. The record is from RefSeq and is a predicted model, not a curated record. Bases 11 to 1000 code for a protein of 329 amino acids.
GCACGCUGACAUGUCAUGCGUUUACAGAAUCAUGAAGGUCCUGCUGGUUGUGCUUCUGGCCGGAGCGGCCUCCGCCUUCGUGGAGAGGCCCGAGUGGGAGGCCUUCAAGCUGAAGCAUGGCAAGUCCUACGCCAACCCCAUCGAGGAGUUCUACAGGAUGAAGGUGUACGCCGACAACAAGGUCAAGGUUGCGCAGCACAUGAAGGAGUACGCCGAGGGAAAGCACACCUUCACCCUGGCCCUCAACAAGUUCGCUGACCUGACCUCGGAUGAGUUCGCCCGCGGCUUCAAGGGACUGAAGAUCGGCAGCACCGUGCCCCACGAGACCCACAAGGUGUCUGGCAAGGUGAACGCGGCUGAGGUGGACUGGCGCGGCUCUGGUGUGGUGACCGGCGUCAAGGACCAGGGCCAGUGCGGCUCGUGCUGGUCGUUCUCUGCCACCGGCUCGCUGGAGGGUGCCUGGGCCCUGGCCGGCAACUCGCUGGUCUCGCUCAGCGAGCAGCAGCUGGUCGACUGCUCCACCGCCUACGGCAACGCCGGCUGCAACGGCGGCUGGAUGGACUCGGCCUUCCAGUACAUCCGUGACAACGGUGGCAUCGAGGCCGAGGCUGCCUACCCCUACACCGCUCGCGACGGAUACUGCAAGGCCAACGGAAACAACGUCGCCACCCUCCGCAGCUACGUCGACGUCCGCUCCGGCAGCGAGAGCGCCCUGCAGGACGCCGUCGCCAACGUCGGCCCCGUGGCUGUCGCCAUCGACGCUUCCCACUUCUCCUUCCAGCUGUACUCCGGCGGUGUGUACAACGAGGCUCGCUGCUCCAGCAGCCGCCUGGACCACGGUGUGCUGGCCGUCGGCUACGGCACUGAGAACGGCCAGGACUACUGGCUCGUCAAGAACUCGUGGGGCGCCAGCUGGGGCAUGGACGGCUACAUCAAGAUGACCAGGAACUCCGGCAACCAGUGCGGCAUUGCCACCUCCGCCUCCUACCCCGUCGUCUAGGUGUACUUCCAAUGUUUCGUGAAUAAGUUGAAUGCAGCGAUGCUGUUUAGUUUUGUUCAGUUACGCUCCAAAGUUAACCUUCCUUUAUGAUUUAACAUAUCCCACUCAUUGAAAGUGCAAUAAAAUUUAGAACUCAGUG